CCUCGUAAAGAGGCUAGCAAACCAUUUCUAGUCUAGUUUUGUAGCGAACUUGGAAGAAGUGCAUUGUACACGAAGUGUUUUAUACAUUAGUGGUUUUUUAACAAUACACAUGCAUUAAAUAUGUGAUGUAUUUUACGAGAGGGAUAUCAGUGCAAGAGUUUUAUUUAUUUUCUUGUAUAUAUUGAAUGUCUGUGAUCCGGCAUAUAGGGAAUAACACAGAAGUGUUUUCUCUGAUGGCGCUAUGGCUGCUAUAUCGGUACUAGGAAAAUAAUAUAACCGCCUUAACCUCAUUGCACAGUUGUAAACAAUUACAAAUGUUCGAAAUCAAUUCAGGAAACAUACAUGUCGUGCAAAUGUGAAGGUUUACUAGUGUUUCAUUUAUGAUGAAAAUUCGUUAAAGUUGAACGUUUAACUCCCUGAUAUUGGCCAAAACCAGAAAAAUUUUAACAUCGCUACCACCACCGCCAGAAGAACACCGAUUGUGUUAUUUGAAUAUUUAAACAUUUUGGAUGUGUGGUGGAAAGUGCAUGAAAUUUUAACUAUUUCAAGAUAACCUGUAAGUUUCUGAAAAGUGGGAGCUCAAGAAAAAUUAAUCAUCUAACUUUGGAAACACUUAUUCCUGUAAGUAACAUCAAUUAUAAACAACAAGUAGCUUCAAAAGAAAAAGUCAGUAUCUUUCAUGGUUUUAGUUUUUAGGUCAUCAAAGCAUUUCUUGAAACUAAGUGACCACAUAACAUAAAUUUAUUGUGUGGACCGAAAAUUACUAGAAAAGCCUUAUUUUAUUGGUAUGAUAGUAUCUGUCGACCAAAACGUGUAAUAUACCACUAUUAUUUAAACUUCCAAGCUGAAGUUUCAAAAUUUAUUGAAGUAAUCUUUGGAGCUGGUAUUAAUAUAACCUUCAAAAUACCUCGUCAAAGUAGCGCGGUUUUAUUACCGCAACAAACACAGUUUGUCCAAGACAGGGGUAAAGAAUUUCAGCUAAAGAUUCCUACAGUUCUUGUUGAAAAUAUUUCACAUCUUAUACAAAACAAAAUUAAGUGCCCUGUUCAUAGUAGUACUGCAGUUCCAAUAUCUCAACUGAAAGAUUGUCCACAUCCAGUUCCUAGUAGUGAAUGUAGUAAAUGCAUACCAGAAGAAGAGGAGCAGGAUCUAAAUAUUACUCCUGCAACUACAGUUAGAUGUUACGGUGGUCCAAGGAGUAUUAUUCCUAAACCUACAAUUGAGUGCGCUAUGAGUUCUGUAAAACAAGAACGCCAAGAUGAAGCCGAAAUUCAGGAAAUGGCUACCAAACUCAUGGAGGCAAACAGGGCUAAAAUGCAGGCAGCUCUGCGAACUGCUCAGACACCAGUUACUGCCCCUCAAAAUAUGAACAUCCUCAAUUUCUUAACCAGGAAUAACACCAAUAAUAAUAAUAAUAAUGGUAAUAACAAGGCCAAAAAUGAAGUUUCUGUUGUUACUAGUACAGCACCAGAUAGUAUACGAACAAUGGGAGAUGAAGAGUCUGCCAGGGGAAGAUUUGGAUGGACUACCCUUGGAAAAGUACAUAUUCCCUAUAUUACUCGUAGUGGUGAUAAAUAUUGUGCAGUGAGAAUGGUUGAAAUGAAAGUGUUAAACAAGUAUUUGAGUUUUCUACAUCAAGAUAUUUAUAACUGCACCUGUAUUCGCAGUUAUUAUAUUACUGAAGUCGAAUGUAGAUUAUUAAAUGAGAUCAAUAUGAAACACUGUGAUUAUCAGUUUGGAAGAGAACAAUUUACUUUACGGGAUUUAAUUGUGAGAUUAAGUGAUGCUGUUGAGUUUUACAAUUUCUUAGAUGCUUGUUAUUCCAAGCUGUUAAAUGGGAGCACUAAUCCUUUAGAUCGUUGUGGCUUUAUACGUAUAAAUAAGGAAUCUGUGGUACCAUACACAAUUUACAAUAAUCAAAAAUACGUCCCUUUAUUUUAUUUUGAAGGAGAAACGGAAAAUCUCAAACUAAAGGCUGACAAACUUGAGGGGUGGGAUUUAUCAUAUCUAAAGUUUUGUUGUAAGGUACAAGGUAUCCGAAAUGAACUCUUUGCGCAUGAUUCUUGUGCAGUUAUUAGCUUAAAUGACAUUAAAAAUUAUUUUCCUCCGGGUACAUUAUUUGAAGACUAUUGGCCAAGUAAAGUGGUUGAUUCUCAGUUACUAAUUAACGGUAAAACGCAAACUCAAAUGGGACAAUGGACAAGGCAACCAGCAGCUCCACCUGCAUCUCUCUCUAGGCCUUCACCAUCACCAAAACCAGCCACACAGGCUAAAGCAGCAAACAACAGUCAGUUACAGAAUGUUCAGGCAAUGUAUUCUAAUUAUGGUUUAACUGGAGGACAACCGGCAUAUCCAACACCACAACCCAGGACUGCUACUUCAGCUGUAAGAACUACCUAUCCAGCAGCGGCAUCGAGACAACCACGUCCAUCCUAUUAUACUAACAUGGCCCAGGCUCCACCACCUCCUCUUAUUAGAGCUAGUCAGUCAUUUCAGUCAUAUGGGAAGGAAGAUUGGGCAACGACAGCGUACAGCAACACUCAAACUACAGUUGCUAAUUAUAUGAUGUUGGGUGAUCCCGUGUUGUCUCAGUCUGGCUAUCGACAGUCCAAUCCACAGAUGCCAAAAUUCCACCCUCCUCCGUUAAUUCCUGUACGUCAUUUAAACGGUGGCAUGCGUUAUGAUACCCCUAACCACUAUGGAGGUACUGAUGUAGUCGAUCUAAGCUCCGCAAAUAGUACCACCGGUCAUCCGAUAAUUAACCAACAACCCGCACAUCAGCAACCACCAAGGGGUCAGCCGGCGACGCAAGAUGACUGUACUGGUAUGACGAACGGUCGCAUGCCUGUAAACAAUAUGCACAGGAAGUUGAUAGCAAUACCGGAAACACCAAUUAUUAGUGGCAAUCACAUUCCAUAUAAACUUCAAAAGGCGUUAAUCGAAAACCGCAUGGUCCCCUGUUUCAACAUGAAACCAUAUUCAUACUCCGAUCUUUUGGUGACUAUUCCAGAUCUCAUUGAACAGUUGUUUAACAGCGUUCCUGUACAGUCAUGUCAACAAGUCAUGCAGGUUUUGGGGAUCGAAGUCUAUAAAGGCAACAGUGCUCAAAUGCGGCUCUUGUUGGAAAACGGGAAGUGUAGAAGUAUAGAUGAAGUAAUACCUUUAGUACAAGUGCGACAUGUGUUAGAGUACAUGCCACAAUUGAAGUAUAUGCUCGGUGGUCUGGUUAAUUCGGAACUUGCUGCGAAGAGACAGCGCACUAGCUAGGAGUGGCUAAAUAUGUGGGACUAUUAUAGUUUGUUCCACAGUUACACUUAGUGUGGACUUUUUAUUAUGUCUGGAAUUCAGGCACAGUGUUUCCGGAAGUUACAAGAAAGAAAGAAAAAAAAAAUUGAGAGAAACAACUAAACAGUUUAAAGAUGUUCCUAUGUGCCACAUGCUUUUUUCCAAUACAAAACUGACGUUAUUUAUAGUAUUAGUUAAAGAAGGAAAGAGGUAUGGACAUUGAAAAAAGUGGCAUUUGUGUUAAAAGUGAAUAGACACUUGUGUAAUAUAGUUUAAUCUUUUUAUAAGUUGAAUUUUGUGUAAAUAUGAAAUCGUAGUUUGUGUGAAUUUCAUAAUUUACUACUUACAUAGAUCUGAAAUAGUGGCAGAUUUAAAUAAAAUCUUUAUUAAUUCGACACAACACAUGAUACAGUUACCUUAAACAAGGGAAAUAUAUUGUUAACUAUUUCUUUCUAUUUACAAUAUGUCAUAUAAGUAAUUAACACUUCGUUGCGUUUACUAUCUUAUUUUGAUUCGAUACUUUUUGUUCUGCCUACUAUUUCAUUUGGAAAAAUAGUUUUCCACUGUUAUAUAAAUAUUUAUUUGAAAUUGAAAAGAUUACUGUAUAUUUAUGUUAGAACUGCAGGAUUGGAAAAAGAAUUUAUUAUUGACCACAAAAUUGCAAAAUAUAGGCUCAUUCAAACGUUUUAUAAGUAUAUGCUAUAUAUAUUUAUAUAUAUAUGUAAGCAUACAAUUCUGUUUUCUGUAAAUCAUUUUUAAACACGUUUGUAUUUUAAUUAACUUCUUACAUACAUAAUUGCAGUAAUACGGAUUUUUAAACAACCUAUGAAUGGUGUUAUGUAUUAAUAUUUAUGGUGGUGCUCUUGACUGUGUUGUAUAAAUUUUUUCUGAUUGAUUACCUUCAGACGAAGUAAAAUACGAUUUUUGUUAAUUUUGUUUCUUAAAUAAAUUUGCCAUCAUAAGUAUAUCGUUAUUAAAGUGGUUAAGUAUUAUCGCUGGCAUAUUUAAGUUUUUUAAAGAGUUGAACGAACAAAUAGUCAAUAUUCAUAGCAUUGGAAACCUUUGGAUGAGUUUAUGUUUUAUCUAUUUUAUUUUCUUCUGUGAUGUUUAAUUUACAAUCAGUAUUGAUGAGAGUUAUACUACACUGUGUUGUUCAAAGGUAAUUCUUAAUCAACAUUAAUAAUUCUGUCACAGUUGCCCAUCAAUGUCUGACUUGUGUUAGUAUUGUACCAUUUUUUUAAUCAACUGUACUAUUUGACAACCAUCAAAACUUUUAAUAGCUCUCUCGAAAAUUACUAAAGAUCAUUUUAGCUAGAAGUGACACGUUCUCGACACCAGUGCUUAUCCAAAAAUAAAAUAGAAAAUGAACUGCCUUCCAUAUUUGAAAAGAGUUUUUAAUCCAAAACCAAAAUACACUGUGAUAGCAAUAUUUUUAGGUGAUUUCAUUAAAAUUAAUUGAUUGUCGACUCUCGAUAAAUGAUCUAUAGUAAGAAUAUCGAAAAAAAAAAACUUUUGUUAGCAAUA
Molecule: messenger RNA, 4809 nt
Organism: Agrilus planipennis (emerald ash borer)
Lineage: Eukaryota; Metazoa; Arthropoda; Insecta; Coleoptera; Buprestidae
Exons: 5
Coding region: 1231-3267 (678 amino acids)
Source: RefSeq, a predicted model, not a curated record